Drosophila elegans is the source of this 837-nucleotide messenger RNA. RefSeq names its product charged multivesicular body protein 1b (gene Chmp1). The record is from RefSeq and is a predicted model, not a curated record. Gene Ontology annotation, biological process: late endosome to vacuole transport; endosome transport via multivesicular body sorting pathway; protein transport. Bases 146 to 757 code for a protein of 203 amino acids. The transcript has 2 exons. Gene Ontology annotation, cellular component: ESCRT III complex; multivesicular body. NCBI's taxonomy places the organism in Eukaryota, Metazoa, Arthropoda, Insecta, Diptera, Drosophilidae.
UCACACUAAUUCUGACAAACCGAAUGAUUCACCAAUAAAAACAACGUAAAUUUAUCAAAUUCACCUGCUCAGGUUGCAAACCAACUGCCAGAAACUCUUUCGGUUCUUCAUUCGCUUUAGUAAAUCCAUCAAGCUGGGUAACGACAUGUCUACGAGUAAUAUGGAAAAACAUCUUUUCAAUCUAAAGUUUGCUGUAAAAGAGCUGGAGCGCAACUCUAAGAAAUGCGAGAAGGAGGAAAAACUGGAGAAGGUGAAGGCCAAGAAGGCGAUCCAGAAGGGCAACAUGGACGUUGCCCGCAUCCACGCAGAGAACGCCAUUCGCCAGAAAAACCAGGCGGUUAACUACCUCCGGAUGAGCGCCCGCGUGGAUGCGGUGGCCAGCAGGGUCCAGUCCGCCCUCACCACCCGCAAGGUCACCGGCUCCAUGGCCGGCGUGGUCAAGGCCAUGGACGCGGCCAUGAAAGGCAUGAACCUGGAGAAAAUCUCCUCGCUGAUGGAGAAGUUCGAGUCGCAGUUCGAGGACCUUGACGUCCAGAGUUCCGUGAUGGAGGGCACUAUGUCCGACACUGUCACCACCUCUGUGCCCCAGGGCGAUGUCGACAACCUGCUGCAGCAAGUGGCCGACGAGGCUGGUUUGGAGCUCAACAUGGAGCUACCCAGCGGAGUGCAAAGCCAGACGGUUGGAGCCUCGACGGCCGUGUCCCAGGAGCAGGACGAGCUCACCCAGCGACUGGCUCGCCUUCGCCAAGCGGAAUAGAUCAAGCGAAGCCCUGUCCGUUGAAUUUCUCUGUUUUAGCAAUUAAGUAUAAAUCCAAAAUAUAAAUAAGUUUAAAUCCA